Schistosoma intercalatum is the source of this 6374-nucleotide messenger RNA. The record is from the annotation of a GenBank genome assembly. Lineage: Eukaryota; Metazoa; Platyhelminthes; Trematoda; Strigeidida; Schistosomatidae.
CAUAUAAACGUCGGUUUCCAUGGUCCCGAUACUGUUUGUUAAACUAUUUCAAAUAGCUAGAUAUUUGGAUAAACUUUUCAAAUCUUCAUGUCAGACUUAUCGAAAUAUGAGAAAGUUGGGAAUAUAGGGGAGGGGGCGUUCGGAAAAGCCAUACUCGUUUUGUCGAAAUCGGAAAACAUUCAUAGAGUGAUGAAAGAAAUCAAUAUUCGCAAGAUGACACUCAAGGAGCGAGAAGAAGCCCGGAAGGAGGUUUCUGUCUUGUCGAAAAUGAAUCAUCCAAAUAUAGUUCAGUAUUGUGAUUCAUUUGAAGAAUCUGGUUGGUUAUAUAUUAUAAUGGAAUACUGUGAUCAAGGAGAUUUAUACACUAAAAUCAAUAAACAAAAUGGUGUUCUAAUGCCAGAAUCAUUGAUUUUAGAUUAUUUUGUACAAAUUUGUUUAGCAUUAAAACAUAUACAUGAUAGAAUGAUUUUACAUAGAGAUAUUAAAACACAAAAUGUAUUUCUUACUUCUAAAGGCCGUUUAAAAUUAGGUGAUUUUGGAAUAGCGAAAGUAUUAAAUCAUACAUUGGAUUUAGCGCGUACAUGUAUUGGUACACCAUAUUAUUUAUCACCAGAAAUUUGUGAAAAUAAACCAUAUGAUCAUAAAAGUGAUAUAUGGGCAUUAGGUUGUGUUCUAUAUGAAAUGACAACAUUAAAACAUGCUUUUGAAGCCGGUAAUAUGAAGAAUUUAGUAUUGAAAAUUAUUCGUGGAACCUAUCCACCGGUUUCAUCAAAAUAUAGUUAUGAAAUAAGAAGUUUAAUUUCUCAAUUAUUUCGUCGAAAUCCAAGAGAUAGACCAAGUAUUAAUGCAAUCUUAAGGAAGCCAUUUUUAUCAAAACGUAUCUAUCGUUACUUAACAGAAACAGAAAUGGCAGAAGAAUUUAGUCAUACAGUUCUUCAUCAACAUUCUAAACGUAAAAAUGAUAAUCAAUCUAACAAUCUAAAUUUGAUAAAUAAACACUUCAAACAAUCACAACGUCACCACCAACAACAACAUCAAUUUUCAGUGAUUAAAAAAUCCAAGUUAAGUGAUGCGAUAAAUAAAAAAUUAAAUAAGAAAACGGAAAAUAGCAAUUAUAGUAACAAUAGUAAUUCACAUGGAACAGUUUCUGAAUGCGAAUCCAAACGUCGGGAACCAGUGAUCGAUGUGAAUCGUAGAAAACAAAGAGAAUUGAUUGAAAAACAGCGAUUGGAAGCUAGAAAUAAAAUAAAAGAACAAGGUUGGAAACACUUAUUAGAUAAUUCACCUGUAUGCAUUACACCUGCCGUUAAUGAGAAAAAUAUGGUAAAUGUGAUCAAUGAAAAUCCCAAACUAAAAGAUGUAUAUUACAAACCAAUUAUCAAUUCGACUAAUCAAUCUUAUGAUUGUAAUCCCUCUUCAUCACCAAGUGUAAUUGUAGCUGAUGCAUUUAUAAAAUACAAACAAGAAAGAGAUCGUAUCCAACAAAUAAACUGUAAAGAUUAUGAUAAUUAUAUUUGUGUUAAACAUUCAGAAGUUAUAACCCCCAAGCCAAUCGAUACAAUUUCGGUAUCAAUUCCUUCACAAUCUCUUGCAAUCGAAGGAGUAUCAAUAACACCACAAACACCAUCAACACCCCAAAUCAACAUAAAACCGUCUUAUCUACAACCAUGUCAAGCUGUUCUACCGAUGAGACCGAAUGAUAUGUGUCCUUUACUCUAUCCAUUUAACAAGGAAAAUAAUAUUACUAUUAUUGAUAACAGUAACAUUCAUGAUGAAAUCAAUAUUAUAAACAAUGGUAAAACUGAAAAUAAUAAUACUAGUACUGAUGAUAUUAUAAGUGAUCAAUGUCUCAGUGAGAAUGGCAAGUAUGAAGACAUUAAAUAUCAACCAAUUUAUUCAAAGCCAUACGAAUCAAAUUUACGUAGAAAUGAACAAAUUCAAUCAGCAAUUAAGCAAACCAAAUUAGUCGAAGAUUUUAUCGCUGUUAGACAACAAGCUGCAAUGAACCGUGCACGUGGUGCUGGUCAUAUUAUGGGUGUAGCUGAUAUAUUAGGCGGUUCACCAUUUGUAAAUCUUAACGAAAGAGGACGCAUACUUGAACAUCAAAGAGAGUUAAAAGCUUUGGAAGAGAAACGACAAAAGUUCGAAGCAUUAAAACUUGAACAGUUCGAAAGAUUGUGUACACCACAAUCUAAAUCGGUUCAGAAAUCGGUAGAACAUAAGUAUGUUGAUUCAAGUGAUAUAAAACCAUCUGAUAUUACUAUCAAAGAGUCACAACCUUUAGAAGCGCCUAGUUUAAGUAUGGUAUUAGCUAAAUUAAAUGAAAUGCCUACUUUAACAAAAGUUGAUAGUAAUAAUGAUAAUUCAUUGGAAUUAAAUCAAAAUAUGGAUGAUGAAGAUGGUGAAGAAGAAGAAAGUUCAGCAAUUACAGAAGAUGAUCCAAAUUCAAAUUCUAGUUCUGUUCAUUCUUCAAAUGUAUAUCAUAAAUGUACUGCAAUACGUAAAAGAAAAGAUAAUAUUCUACGUCGAUUAAAUGCAAAAUCAACGGAUUCCCGUAGUAAAUGGAUUAAAUUCUCAUCUAAUUAUAAAUAUGAUAUAAAUUUUAAAAAUUAUCUUUUCUAUCAAAAUCAUAUAGAUCAAUUGAAACAUUCAAUAACAAAAUAUCCAUUCAUAGAUCAUACAAUUUUACAUAAAUUAGCUCAACGUACAUUAGAAACGAAUAAUAAUUCAUCAAUGGAAUUAACUCAUUUAUCAAAUCAUAAUGAAGAGAAUAAUCAAUUGAAGCCUAUUCAUGAUUCCUUUACUUGUAAUUGGUCAAAUUCAAAUCAUACACUUGUACGUAGAUUAAAUGAAGCGCCAAUUGUAACAGGUCCUUCUGAUUGUCAAACAAUGAAUAAUAAUUCACAAUUGAAAACAUCAAUCACAACAAAAUCUGAUCUUCAAAAUCGUCUCAAUGGUUUAGGAAGUCCUAUAAAAAAUGCUUGGCAAUUCGAUCCACAAGGAAAAGAAACUAACGUAAGAGAAAUAUCAGUAUCACCGCCAACAACAACUAUUACUCCUAUAGCUACGACUACGAAUACCCCGUCAUCAUCAUCAUCAUCAUCGUUGUUGUCAAAUAUUCAUAAACCUUCUCUACCUGGCCCAAGUGGACCAGGUGGACCAAAUGUCAAUUUAACAGCUGACUGUUUACAUCCAGUCAACCAAUAUAAUAAUGAUCACAAUCAUGAAGGAAAAACAAACAGAUUAUCAGAUGAUUUAAACAUUUCAGAUCACUCGAAACUGUCGUUUAAUAAUCGCAUGGCAACUUAUCGAUUAAAGCAUCCUCGAAUAAUUAAUAAACCUGAUGAAAAAUUAUUUGAAAAAGUGGAUUUUGUAGAUGAUCCAAUUUCAGAUCAAAGUAUAACAGACAAUAAUAAAGUAAAUCAAUCAUGUGAAUUGGAAGAUUUAGAAAAUGGUCAACUUUUUGUACAAAAUUCUUAUCCUAUGAAUACAUUUAGAGAAAUGAAUAGAUCUGGUUCAUUACCAAAUAUCAGUAAUUUUUGCCCAACUUCAUCAUCACCUACUGAGGUAUCCACACAAAAUAAAGGUUUACAUGGAAAGUCAUUAUUGAAUUUACAAGAAAAUAAACAAGAUACUAAUAAUCAUGGUAACAAUUGCAAUGAUACAAAUAGCAUGAAUGUUUAUCAGAAAAAUCAUCAGGCAGAUGAUGAAAUCAAUUGUUGGAAUGUCAAUGAAAAACCAGUGAUAAACAAUAACAACAAUAGUCCAACAAUAAUUAAUGAACAAUUGAAAGAAGAACUAGAUAUAGAAGAUGAUGAACAAGAUAUUGAAUUAGUACGUCAAAGUAUGUUACAAGUUAUAUUAACUUCAAAUACAAAUGAUUCUAAUGAUGUUGCUUUAUUAUCCGAUGAUAUGGAUGAUAUUUAUUCAAAUCAUUCAACAAUAUCAGAAAUUGAUAUAAAACUAUUGAAUAAACAAAAACCAUUCAAUGAUCAUUUAAAUAAUCACAGAAAACGAUCAGUGUCAAUCAACCUCCCUAUUCAACGAAUUAGUAAAAUUGAACAACAAACUGAAGAAACCUCAUAUAAUAGUUAUACUGAAAUGAAUUCAGUUUUCAGACAAUCACAUAAAAAUCAUACCCUUGAUGAUGUAACUAAUAAAUAUGAUAAUAUUAAUAAUAAUUUAAAUCAUCCUGAAGAUAUAACAUCAAGUAGUGGUCAAUUACGUAAUUUUCUUAGUCGAUUAGAUAAUGUUUCAAUUGGAUGUACAACGAAUACAACAAAAGAUGAGAUUCGUAUGAUGGAUGAAAAGGAUACAGAUGAUGAAAUCACAGAAGAAUUAGAAGAUGAUGAUGAUGAUGAUCAUGGUGUUCAUGAUAUAACAACAGGAGUAAACAUAAAACAAAAUCAUAAAGAAACAUUGAAUAAUGAAUGUCAAGAAUCAUUUAUUAAUAUAUGUAAAUCAGUUCAUGGUAGUCGUUUAGCUCGAGUUACAGAAGUGAACGAAUCAGAUUUUGAAAUGAGUCAAGAUGUUGAUGACGAUGAUGAGGAUCAUGAUGAUGGAAGCCUUAGUGAUGACGACAAUGAUACUGACAGUGUUUUAGAUGAUUCCAGUGAAACUGAUAGUUUCAGUGAUAAUUCAUUCAUAAGUAAUGUAUCGAAAAAUUCACAUAAACGAAAAAUAAAUAAAAUCUACCAAAAGAAUGGAGAUAAUGAUUAUCAUAAUGAUAGAUUACACAAUAACAGUAUCAUAAAACCAACAAUCAACAACAAUCAAUUAGGCGAUACACAAUUUCUUCGUUUAGAACAAAUGAGAGCUGAUUUAGAAGAAGAAUUAGGCUUUGAAUUAUUGAUUAAAGCUUACAAUGUCAUUCAAGCAUUACAAGAAGAUGAAGAUGAAACAAUUACAGAAAGUGAAAAAAUUGUUACUAAUGUUUUAGGUGAAGAAAAAACUCGAAUUUAUUAUGAUCGUAUUUUACAAUUAGUUCUUGCUGAUGGUGCUUAUAUGGAUGAUGAAUAAACUACAACCAAUCAAUCAUGGAUUGGAUGAUCAUGAAAAUAAUAAGAAAAUUAUGUAAUUCUCAUUACUUAUUUUUUAGAAAAAUUAUCAUUUUAUUAUGUAACAUUUCAACUAGUCUAAUCAUUAUUUGGUGCAAUUUAUCAUCUACCACACAUACACACACAAAACCGUUAAUCAUGUAAUCUUAAUGAAAGUUAUUUAAUGAAUACACCAUUUUUAUGAUUAUUAAGUGAAUUAAUCUCUUAUUAUCAGUAUUGAGUUGAGGUUAGACAUUGACACCGUUGGAUCCUGGCUGAAUGGUCUAGAGGUUGAGGAGUGUUCUUGCGCGAUAUCGAAGGUCCACAAUAAGACGAAACGGUCGUCCAGUGGUUCCAGGUUUUCAAUAGUGGUCUAAUGUCCAUCGUUUCAUGACUUUGUUCUUCAAUGGGGCAGUUAGAAAUCUUAUGAGAUUGUGUAUUAGUGAAAAUAAUUGUGAUUAGCCAUUUAGUGUGGAUAAAAAGGCAUUUAGCUUAUUGACUUCAAAAUGAGAUUUCCUUUUCUAUUAUUGAUUUAUAAUUUCGACUAAUUGAGUGUAAACUAUCUGUAGUUUUGUUGAAUAUGGUUAUUGCCUAGUCUAUACUCUAGUUCUCUAUAUUUGUCUUUGAAUGAUAUAUUUUAGAUAAUGUGGUCCAGUUUGUGUAUAAGAUAUCGAUCUAGUAGCAAUGUAAUCUCAAUCAUUAAUUCUGUUAUUGUGCUGCUAGUGUAGAACACCAUAGAAAAACAGAAAGUAUAUUUGUCCUCCCCAUCAUAUAAUCUUGGCGACAAAUCGGUUUUUUAAUAGACCUAGUCACUAUACUAUGUAUUGUGAUCAGAUAAUAAUGAGAAGAAAAAUGGACAUAUUGUGCAAACUCAAAUGGGAAUUAUCGACAUUCUGGAAAAAAUUGGUCGUAAUAGUGUUAAUGUCUGAUACCAACUGAUCUAAAUUGUUGUGAGAAAAUAAUUUCAGAUGAAUAAAGCCCUAACUAAAUUUCCAACAUUAUUUACCAGAAGACAUAGGUUCACCUAAUGAUUCAAGUAUUUAUAGUGAAAUCUUUAAUUGGUAUGAAGAAAGUAUGUUAAAUGUAUCAAAUCCUGAUGCCAUUUCAUCAGAUGUGAACUGUUCGAAUGAUCCGGAGCCUUAACCGUGUUGGCAGACACAAAGAAUACACCUAGGACAGUUGGAAAAACCACAACACAAAACCAAUGGUAUACAUAGGCUAUUUGACCAGGUUGAUGGAAGAUUCACCUAGGGGAGUUGAGAGACCUUGAUUCCAAACCAAUGGUGCACAUUGGCUCCAGAAUCCUGCGGGAAAAAAUGGUGUAUGAACCUAUUGUUG